This is a messenger RNA of Macrosiphum euphorbiae (potato aphid), 312 nucleotides long. The record is from the annotation of a GenBank genome assembly. Lineage: Eukaryota; Metazoa; Arthropoda; Insecta; Hemiptera; Aphididae.
AUGGCCGCUCAGAUAGAAGAAACUCUGAAGAGAAUUCAGACCAGUGACGGUGUCAUCGGAUUCGUGAUAGUGAGCAACGCUGACGGCAUUCCGAUUAAAUCUAACAUGGACGAUGCGAUGUCCGUCCGGUACGCUGGAUUGGUGCAUCAGCUAACCGCGACAUCACAGGUGGAGAUCCAAAAAGACGACCCGAACGAUAAAUUGACGUACCUGCGGUUGCGUACCAAACAUAACGAAAUCUUGGUUAUACCAGAUAAACAUUAUACAAUGGUGGUGAUUCAAAAACCGACUGGCUCUAGAUCACCGAUGUAA